This is a messenger RNA of Chlamydomonas reinhardtii, 2071 nucleotides long. RefSeq lists its product as uncharacterized. Gene Ontology annotation, cellular component: chloroplast. Bases 179 to 1495 code for a protein of 438 amino acids. The record is from RefSeq and is a predicted model, not a curated record. Gene Ontology annotation, molecular function: pheophytinase activity. The transcript is spliced from 11 exons. Gene Ontology annotation, biological process: chlorophyll catabolic process. Lineage: Eukaryota; Viridiplantae; Chlorophyta; Chlorophyceae; Chlamydomonadales; Chlamydomonadaceae.
GCUAUCAGCUAGGGGCUGUGACCAGCGACUGGCGCAACACGGCUCCAGCUCAGUUCUUCGUCCACUGCAAGCACGAUCUCUCCUAAAACGCUUGCAAAUAGCUAGCUCCAACCAGACACAGGCGCAUACAGAUGUUGCAGGAACGAGCACGAGCGGGAGGGAGGAGCGGCCCAUCACCAUGUCCACUGGGGAGUGGGGCGAGGAGCUGUACUUCGACUGGGAGUACAACUCUCAAAUAUGCUACCGCCAGAAGGGAGAGUCCGGCCCGCCCAUUCUGAUGCUCCACGGCUUUGGAGUGGGCAGCUGGCAUUUCCACCGCAACUGGGAGGACCUGCAGCACGACCACCGCGUGUGGGCGGUGGACCUAUUGGGGCAGGGCCGUAGCUGGCCGGCCCAGCCUGUGUCGACCUCGGACGCCGCGGGCAAGCUGUUCUUCAGCGUGGACACCUGGACGCGGCAGCUGGAGGCGUUCCUGGAGCAGGUGGUGCGAGAGCCCGCGUACGUGGCCGGCAACUCCCUCGGAGGCUACCUGGCCGUAAUGCUGGCCGCUCGGCGGCCCGACCUGGUCAAGGGGCUGACGCUGCUAAACGCAACGCCCUUCUGGGCCUUCCGGCCGCCCCGCGCGUCGGCCCAGGCGCGCAGCUGGCUGUGGCGGGCACUGGACCGCGCGGUGGACGGCUCCGUGCCCGUGCCCCACUCCCUCAAGAGCGUCAUUGAGCGCUACUGGUGGGACACGCUGCGCUCGCCCGCCACCAUCAGCGCCAUGCUGCAGCUGGUGUACGCCGACAAGAGCCCGCCCGACCCGCCGCUCAUCAGCCGCAUCGUGGAGGCCACACAGCACCCGGGCGCACUGGACGCAUUCACAAGCAUCGUGCUCAGCCCCAAGGGUGAGCUGUCGUUCGACGAGCUGCUGGACCGAUUGGCCUGCCCCGUGCUGCUGCUGUACGGUAAGGAGGACCCCUGGGUGCGGCCGCUGUGGGGGCAGCGCCUCAAGCGGCGGCUGCCCGAGGCCAUGUACCUGGAGCUCAGCCCCGCAGGGCACUGCCCGCACCACGAGACACCGGCGGCGGUGAACCGCGCGCUGCGGGCGUGGGUGGCGGCGCAGGAGGCCCGGCCACAGCCGCAGCUCGCCCUGGCUGCGCCCUCGUUAUCCACAACAGCUGGCGCCGGCGCCUCAGCGACAGCAGCCGGGGCCUCAGCCGCCUACAGCUACGGCCCCGUGGCAACGCUCGACACGGUGGCGACGCCACUGCGGGAGCCGGCUGAGGUGGUGGGGGCGCGCAUGGGUCUGCCGCUGCACUCCAGCUGGGAUGUGACGGAGGCGGACGGGCGCCACAUCACCAUCAGCCACAUAGAGGGCUCGCCGCGCAGUGUGGCGGAGCAGCUGGACUACGCCGUGUGGAUGUGGCUGGGCAGGGCGCUCGGGGCCGUGGGCAGCAGCGGCACCGGCAGUGCCAGGGGAAGUGGGAGCGGCAGCAGCGGCGCGGCGGCGUGAUGGGAGUGAUACCGCACCGUGUUCCUGUGGCGCGUGCAUUGUGGUCUUGUAAAUGCUUGCCGUGUUGGGUGGAGGUAUACAAUAAUAAUUUGUGGCGGUGUAAAGGAUCCUGUUCGUUGGUCGGGUACCGCAUGAACAGUGAGUGGCUCGUGCACGCGGGUGCAUCGUGUGAGCAGUGUGAGGUCGGCGUUGCAGAGCGUUGCGCAGGAAGGUCGUAUUGGCACUGCACUCUAUUUGUCGAAAUUACAGUAUACACUUGGUGUGCGCAAAAAAGAAGUAUGAGCAUGGUAUAAAUGGAAGAUCAAUCAGCAGCGCGCCAAUCCAGGACAUCGGGGUGCUCUGCAAAGCACGCUUGCGUGUGUGCAUUGCCGUGCCGCUUGUAGCGAGUUGUAGCGAGUCUGCGCAAGUGCGCUGUUUGCCAGUGCAGCGGUUUUGCAAAGGUGGCUUAUCAUCAUGUAGCGAGGGGUGCGUAAAUACUACUACGAGCUCAGGGAAGCUGGCUCAAGUACGAAGCGUGCCCCGGUGGUCGGCGGACCGUUGAACAGGCGGUCGUGAGGCUCGUUAACUGGCUGCCCC